AUGUCGCUCAAGAUCACGGUCUCUCUCCGUGCAAGAAGUGUUGAGAAGUGGAUCCGCACCGUGAAGAGGGACUACCUCGACAACGCACCAAAGAAGCGCGUCGGCUUGGACCGCGAGUUCACCAACCCUCGCGAGGGUAAUCAGUGCGCCGCCAUCCUUCAACUCUCGGUGGCGUCCGAGAAUUUGAUAUUCCAGAUUUGUCGGGAGGAUGAAGUGCCACAACUGCUGAAGGAGUUCUUGCAGGACGAGAACAACAAAUUCUUUGGCGCGGCUAUCGGCAAUGAUGUGGAAAUGGCGUGUCACUACGGUAUUCAUAUUACUUCUGCGUUCGACCUCCAGAAGAUACUCCCGAAUCCCACCAACAAUCCAAUUCUGAGCCUACAUGAUCUAGAGAAUUCUAUCAUUGAGAUAAAUCUUGAGAAGAAGAAUAGGAAGAUGUACAAGAAGGACACCGAGCAAAAAAAAAGAAAAUGA
Lolium perenne is the source of this 474-nucleotide messenger RNA. RefSeq lists its product as uncharacterized. Lineage: Eukaryota; Viridiplantae; Streptophyta; Magnoliopsida; Poales; Poaceae. The record is from RefSeq and is a predicted model, not a curated record. Gene Ontology annotation, biological process: nucleobase-containing compound metabolic process. Gene Ontology annotation, cellular component: nucleus; cytoplasm. Gene Ontology annotation, molecular function: nucleic acid binding; 3'-5' exonuclease activity.